Molecule: messenger RNA, 978 nt
Organism: Kwoniella botswanensis
Lineage: Eukaryota; Fungi; Basidiomycota; Tremellomycetes; Tremellales; Cryptococcaceae
Exons: 2
Coding region: 1-978 (325 amino acids)
Molecular function (GO): oxidoreductase activity; zinc ion binding
Source: RefSeq, a predicted model, not a curated record
AUGGACGCGAUCACCUACACACGCUAUGGUGGAUCGGAAGUCACACAAAUCUCAACAUUCCCAAUACCAAUUCCCCUCGAGGAUGAAGUUCAGGUUCGCGUGGCUGCAGGAGGCUUGAAUCCGGUUGACUGGCACCAGCGGGCCGGAGACUUUAAAUUGGUCACUCCAUUCAAUCUACCAGCAAUAGCUGGAAACGAAUUCUCAGGCAUUGUCGCCGCUGUCGGGCGAGGUGUUUCAAGGUUCCAAAUAGGAGAUCGUGUUGUUUGUCGGACGACAAAGUCAAAAAUGGGCGCCUUGGGUUCAUACGUCGUGAUGCCCGCUGCAAUAUUGGCUCACGCGCCCACCACUGUAGGCCUUGUCGAUGCUGCCGGCCUACCGCUAUCCAGUCUCACGUCAGAACAAGGUCUCGAUGCACUGGAUGUCAAAAAAGGCGAUCGACUCCUGAUUACUGCUGGUGCUGGAGGUGUCGGAUUGUUCGCCAUUCAACUCGCUAAACUCCGUGGAGCUCACGUCACCACCACUGCGUCGGAUGCUGGGCGGCCAUUUGUGCUCAAGGCCGGUGCGGAUCAAGUAAUCGAUUACCGAACACAAAAACUUGCGGACCUUGAAGAUAAGUUUGACAAAGUCUUCGACCUGGCCGGGGGCGAGGAUGCUCUGAUCAAUGAUGUCAUCCCUGCAGUUGCUGAGAACGGAAAGAUCAUCUCGGUUGCCGGCCCUCUGACACCGGGUGUGUUCAACGCUACUCUUCCUUUCUGGAAAUCGAAGCUCAUCGACCUUUUGCUUGGGUUCCGUUCUCGAUCCCUCCGUAACGCUGCCGCCUCAUACCGAGUCGACUACGAGUAUUUCUUCAUGCGACCUGACGGCCAACAAACAGCUCGAACGCCUCGUGCAACUCCAUUUGAGAGACUGGAGUCCGGUCGAUCCAAGGGCAAGAUUGUCAUCGAAUUUCCAGUGCAAAGCGAGCAGCCGACAAGCUAG